AUGAUCUUCCCAAAAGGUGCCGUUGCCUCUGUUCCAGCUUUGCCUAACACAGCAUCCACAGCACGCAAGCGAUCCCCGAGUCCGGGACGGUCCGCUCAUUGCCCGCACACGAAGCAGCACAGCACAAACGAACUUCAACAACAUCUCUCCGGCAAAAUUCUGCAGCAGCUCAGAACCGAGGUUCAGCAGCGGCUUCAGCAAAAGGUGAAGGAGCAAUUGCAUACCUACAGGCAGCAGAUUCCAACUCCCACUAACCAGAAAACCCUGUGUGAUCGAAGAGCAAAUGGACAGAUUGUUCACUUGCCUCAACCUGAGGCACCUCAGGAUAAAGGGAGCGCCGCGCAAGCUGAAAUGGAUAUGCUGCAGCAGCACGACAGAACUAGGUGGAGCUCUGAAACUUCUGCCACUGGAACGGCUACUCCAGUGUUUUUAUCGGGCAGUCGUGGGAAGAAACGUGGACCAAGCAGGCUCAAGCGUUCCUAUUCUGGGCCGGUAAAUGCUACCUUCCAACUCUGGGACCAGCCGGCCCUACCGAAUCCGGUUCCAGAAGCCUGCGAGCAGAGGAUGCAAUGGCUUCAGUCUUGGUCUUCGGAGGCUCAGGGGUUGAAAGAAAAGCAACUACUGGCUACGCUAAAAGAAUUGAAUACAAGACCGGACUUUGCUUUAGUAGACGUGUGGAGAGUGUUUGAUCCAGAAGGCGCUGGCAUCUCCGAGGCACGCCGGGUACAAGAUGGCUUCAGCCGACUCGGCAUCCGUUGUUCUGGCCAAGAAGCUCAGUGCUUCAUCUGGUAUUACUGCCCUCCCCAUCCUAUUGGGCGAUUUCGCGUUGGGUGGCCCGAUCUUUAA
Molecule: messenger RNA, 846 nt
Organism: Eimeria acervulina
Lineage: Eukaryota; Apicomplexa; Conoidasida; Eucoccidiorida; Eimeriidae
Exons: 3
Coding region: 1-846 (281 amino acids)
Source: RefSeq, a predicted model, not a curated record